UAGCGUUGAGUUUGUUGUUAGCCUUUGGUGCUAUGGUGCUAGUUAUCUACCCAGCUAGCGAGAUAAAUACAAUGUAGCAAUGGAGCAGCACAGAUCACACAAUCCCAAUCCUAGCCACCAAAACCGCCCGUCAGCAUACAAAAGAGAACGAGAGGACAAUGGAAGAAAUCACUGUGAGAAUAAACACUCAGACCUAACCGCCCCCAGAAUCAGUCAGGGCCAAGUCGUGGACAAAACCCACAUAGCUCUUGAGAGUAGAGAGGAGCUAUAUGAGAGAGACUUUCCUGUGUACAAACAGCCUGUCGAAGUAGGAUGUUUUUCCCUCGACUCUGAACGCAGAUUCUUCAAUGACGGCAGGCAAAUUAGAUACUAUGUGGAACCUGAUAGGAGGCCAAAUUUUGAUCUGAGGGAUGGAUAUAAGGAUCGGUUUAUUAAGAGAGACGACAGUGUGAAGGAGAAGCUGGACCACAUGUUACGCUGGAUCUUGGCCAACAGAUCAAAGCUCAGCGCAAGGGGGACAACCGCCUCAUCAUGUGAUUUAGAUAUCGACUUUGUGACAUGGCGUGGUCAUCUAACCAAGCUGCUGACGGCUCCCUAUGAGACGCGGGAGGGCUGGCAGCUGGCCGUCACCAGGUUCAGGGGCACGCUGUACAUCAGUGAGGUGGAAACAGAAGCUGCUCGUAGGGAUCAAGAGAACCGCACAGAGAGACAUGAAGAGAUGAUGUACUGGGGAUACAAGUUCGAGCAAUACACAUGUGCAGAUACCGUCCACAGUCGACCUGACCCAGGCGGGGUGGUUAACACCAAUGAGGCCUUCUGCACUGUGGUGCAAACGCGGCUCGCAGACCACAGACUCUUGUUCUGAGAGGUGGACUGUCGGGACAAAGAUCCCAACGCUCGUGCUCCUGCAUGCUACAUCGAACUGAAGACCUCUGCGGAGAUCUGCACCCCCAAACAGCGCAGCAACUUCCACAGGUUCAAGCUGCUGAAGUGGUGGGCCCAGUCUUUUCUCCCCGGAGUCCCCCGUGUUGUGGCAGGUUUUCGCGAUGAAGAAGGUGUGGUCGUUGCUAUGGAAACUUUUCCCAUCUCUAAGAUUUCCCAUCUCAUCAAGAAUGAACACAACUGCUGGAAGCCGACAGUCUGUAUGAACUUCUGCUCUGACUUCCUGUCUUUUGUAAAGCACAUCGCUACUGAAGACAAUCCGAGUGUGGUGUACCUGCUGUCCUGGGAGCCCCGCAGAGAUGUGACCUUCUCCGUCCACAGGGACUCGCCGUACUGCUUCCUGCCACACUGGUUUGUGGAGGAGAUGACCAGCAGUCAACCCUCGCAUCAGUCCUGAUUUACAACCGAGACAUGUCUCAUGGGAAUGUUAAUUCAGACCUCCAAUGGAGUGUUUUUUUACCAAAUGAGUUGGAUUUUAAUGUGUAUACCUUUUUCAGUCUCAGAGGGGCUGACUGUCUGUGUAACUGAUCACUUCCACAUGAAUGAUCCUCUGUGAUUUUUUAAAUAUUUUAUUUGUUCAGCAGUACAAACUGAACCCGUGUUUUCAUCUUGCAUGUCGUGAUUUUCAAUAAAACAGCAGUAAUGCAUUGAUGUCAUUUUUUUUCUCAAACUUUAUUAUGUUAUUACAAUAAUUUAAACCCCCAAACAGUAGUAUUUUAAUGGAAAACAAAAUUCAAGUAAGUAUUACAUCCACAAACAAAGACGGAAAAAUGUCGGUGAUUAUAAACAGUUCUGAAGGUCAUAAAUAGGAUUAGUGUAGUCUAGUUACUAUUGUGCCUUGGCCAAUGUUCACUUAAAGUGAGGGAUUAACCACAUUUAAAUCCUUUCUUAACUAUAAAUAAAGCUAUUUGUUUUCCUUCUUGCUCACCUACAUCAGUGACAUUCUCUUUAGUCAGCACUUUCUACUUUUUCACAAACCCUCUUUUCAUUGAUUUUGCAGUUUUCUCGAAAUACUCGUUCAUUUCAUGUUGUGAAUUUAAAAAUAACAAUACCAGUCAUUGAGUUUGUAUCUGAAAAAAAAAAAUAUAUAUAUAUAUAUAUAUAUAUAUUGGGAGGAACUCAUAUCUGGUUCAUUUCCAUUUCUGGUAAAUGUACAGUGUUCUUACUACUUGAAACUAGCCUUAAUUCAAUGAAAAGUCAGAAGGACUUCCUCUACAUCUCAAGUUAACAGAUUGAACAACAAGUUAAACCAACAAAGUGAAUGAACUUUCACAUCGGUUUUAAGGUAAAAGACAGCGUAAACGUUGAUUCACCAAAUCGGAAGACGGAGAAAGAACACUUUGAUAAACAAAUACUGAAAAUCACACAUCUAACAUGACACGAAGAUAAAAAAUGGAAGACAGAGUUGACCAUGUUCAUACUGACCAGUAGGAAGACGGUUAAUGCAUAAUGGGUUUUGUGUAAAUCAUCAACAGUCAUCACAGCUAUUCAUUCACAGUGCAUAUUUAGAUAUCAUUUAGAGGCACUUACUGGAGUAUCUUUAUAAUAUGUAAGUUUAACUGUGUAUUGUUUGAGUAUUCAUUUAUAGUCCAUUGAUAUUUAAUUAACACAUUAUAGUUGUUAAAAUCAAAACCAUUCAGAUUGUACACUAAGUCUUUACAUAUGUAUGGGAGGUCUCUCCCUGUCAGUUAUUGUUAUUACUGCUAAUAUUUGUGAAAUGAUAACAUGUUAAAUCAGUAUAUUAAAAAAAACAUUCAUACGGCGGGAUUUGAUAACGUUUCAAUAACACAUGAGACAAGUGUGUGUGAAGUAAUAACAGAGUAGGUAGCUAAUCAUAUUGUUUUUAUCAUUUGCAGAAAGCCCUAAAAGUUCAAAGGAAAGUUUGAUAUUUUGGG
Messenger RNA from Trematomus bernacchii (emerald rockcod), 2837 nucleotides. It is a transcript of the gene dxo, whose product is annotated as decapping exoribonuclease. Gene Ontology annotation, biological process: NAD-cap decapping; nuclear-transcribed mRNA catabolic process. NCBI's taxonomy places the organism in Eukaryota, Metazoa, Chordata, Actinopteri, Perciformes, Nototheniidae. Gene Ontology annotation, molecular function: mRNA 5'-diphosphatase activity. Gene Ontology annotation, cellular component: nucleus; cytosol. The record is from RefSeq and is a predicted model, not a curated record.